This is a messenger RNA of Eimeria necatrix, 171 nucleotides long. RefSeq lists its product as hypothetical. The record is from RefSeq and is a predicted model, not a curated record. The coding region runs from base 1 to 171 and encodes 56 amino acids. The transcript has a single exon. NCBI's taxonomy places the organism in Eukaryota, Apicomplexa, Conoidasida, Eucoccidiorida, Eimeriidae.
AUGUGCCUUUCUUUGUCCGCCAGCUGCAGCAGCAGCAGCAGCAGCAGCAGCAGCGGCGUACAAAGGGGGACGGCAGCGACACCCACAGAAUCCUUGGCUGCAGCAGCAGCCAGGAGACGCAGAAGGGCUUCACUGCUGCUGCAGCUCACUGGCAGAGCAGCAGCGCCAUAG